AUGUGGACUUAUACUGCUGCUAGGGACACACUCAAACCAGGUGACACUCUCAAUUCCACAAGUUCAUUAUGUUCUGCAAAGGGGAAGAUCUGUUUGGGUUUCUUUGUGUACGACAGUCUGAAUUCCAGCCAGUUGGGCAUAACUGCACAAAAUAACCACCAAUGGAUUGCCAGCCGAGACAUGCAUAUUUUAUACCCGACAGGAGUUCUUACCUUGGACAAGAACAAAACAUUGAAAAUUAUGGACCAAGGUGGGACUAGGUUGGAGCUUUGCUCUGCACCGAAAACAGCUGGCAAUGUUCUGGCUACUCUUCUAGAUUCUGGCAAUUUUAUCCUACAAGAAGUGAACUCUGUCGAUGGAUCGACCACUCAAGUUUUCUGGCAAAGUUUUGAUUAUCCAACAGACACCCUUUUACCAGGCAUGAAAUUAGGUGUUAACCAUAGAAAUGGUCACGUUUGGUCACUAGCUUCAUCAUCAAGUAAGUACAACCUGGAGCCAGGGCCUUUCACCCUUGAAUGGGAUGCCAAAGGGCACAAACUGAAGAUUAAGAGACGUGGGGUGGUUUAUUGGACUAGUGGAGCCUUUACGAGUAAGAGGUUUAAGCUGAUCAUGAUGAGGUAUAAUGUUAGCAUCGUUUCAAACGAAAAUGAAGACUACUUCACUUACACUGCUUUAAACCAAAGUUCUCCAUCACAGUGGUUGCUUACUGUGGGAACCGAAUUAAAUCAAAACCCUAGGGCAGAUAAUUCCUUCAAUUUGGGAAUUAUUUGA
Prunus avium (sweet cherry) is the source of this 771-nucleotide messenger RNA. NCBI's taxonomy places the organism in Eukaryota, Viridiplantae, Streptophyta, Magnoliopsida, Rosales, Rosaceae. The record is from RefSeq and is a predicted model, not a curated record.